Messenger RNA from Vidua chalybeata, 2210 nucleotides. Its product is annotated as pro-resilin-like. Bases 1119 to 2210 code for a protein of 363 amino acids. The transcript has 3 exons. The record is from RefSeq and is a predicted model, not a curated record. Lineage: Eukaryota; Metazoa; Chordata; Aves; Passeriformes; Viduidae.
ACAUCCCAUCUGAAGACAUGCUGUGAUCCUCCCCAGCAUCCCAUCACAUCCUGGGCCCUUCCCCUUCAGUUCUGAAAGGAGGAGGGAAAUUCCCAUUUCCACGUCCUGUGGUUGUAUCCCCCCCACCCCCCCCCAAAAUUUUCCAGAUCCUGGGAGAAGGAAACCAAAUCUGUUGGGAAAGGAGGAUGAGGAGCAGCCAACAGGGUUCCCAGGGGCUGCUGCAUGGGGGACAGGGACAGGCUGGGCCCUUCCCCCCCUCUUUGGGAGCUCCAGUGUUUGUCCUGGGGGGAAUUUUAUCCUACACCCCCCUCGGGUGUGUCCCAGCCCCAGGUACCUCAGCCCUGUGGAUUCUGGGCAGCAGAGAUUUUCCAACAAAGAGAUUUUCCCGUUUUUCCAACCUUUGUCUCAUUUCUGCCUCACUCCUGUCCCCGUCUUGGAGGAAUGUCCCUAAAUCCCCAUCCCCUCCCCGUUCUGGCCUCCAAACUCCCGUUCCCUCCCUGUUUUGUCCCCCAGAUCCCCUUCCCCCCUGUUUGGCCCCCAAGCCCCUAUUAUCCCCCCCAUUUUUCCCCCCAUAAUUCUCCUCCUCCCAUUUUGCCCCAAACCCCUCGUACUGCCCCGUUUCCCCCCGGUUUGUCCCCUCGGUUCCCGGUCACUCGCUGCCACGUCAGGGCCUCGUGCUCCGGGCGAUGAUUCUGCCCCGGAGCCCCGGGCUGACUCAGCCCCCGCUGUCCCCACAGAGGUCCAGGUCACAUGGGGGGGGGGGGUGGCCCCUCUCUUGGGGACCCCCGUGGGGUCGGGGUGACGAGGACACAGCCCCACCUUGGUGCUGCUCCAUCCCUCCUCUCCCCUCCUGGUCCCGGGGAUGAUCCGUCCUUGUUCCCGUGGCUGGAGGGUGGCAGUGGUGACGGUGUCCAUGUCCCCGGUGUGACACGGCUGGGAUGGCUCUGGUGCCCUUCCUCCUUGUGGUGGCAGGAGCCGCGUGACGAGGUGACACUCGCUGCACAAAGCACCCUCCAACCCCACCUCCCCCAGCCAGGGACCCCCAAACUGGGGACGGGGAGGCAGCCCCGGGUUGGGGACAGAGGUGGGCUCCUGUCCUCCGUUCCUGCUGUCACACCAUGUCCCCGAGCUGCCGUGUCCGGCUGCUCCUGAGGGAAGUGGGCGCUCAACUCCGUCCAAUUCGGCCACGGGGAGGACUUGGGGACAAGGUGGGUGUUCCCCAGGGCAGCAGAAUGUCCCCAGGGUGGCAUGCCGGGACAAGAGAAUGUCCCCAGGGCAGCAGGACAUCCCCAAGUUGGGAUGCCAGGACAAGAGGGUGUCCUUGGGGCCAGGAUCCUUGGGACAGGUGGGUGUCCCCAGGGCAGAACGCUGGGACAGGAGAACGUCCCUGGGACAGGAGGGUGUCCCCAGGGCAGAACGCUGGGGACAGGAGAAUGUCCCAGGGACAGGAGGGUGUCCCCAGGGACAGGAGGGUGUCCCCAGGGACAGGAGGAUGUCCCAGGGACAGGAGAAUGUCCCAGGGGCAGGAGGGUGUCCCAGGGACAGGAGGGUGUCCCAGGGACAGGAGGGUGUCCCAGGACAGAACGCUGGGGACAGGAGAAUGUCCCAGGGACAGGAGGGUGUCCCAGGGACAGGAGGGUGUCCCAGGGACAGGAGGAUGUCCCAGGGACAGGAGGGUGUCCCAGGACAGAACGCUGGGGACAGGAGAAUGUCCCAGGGACAGGAGGAAUGUCCCAGGACAGAACGCUGGGGACAGGAGAAUGUCCCAGGGACAGGAGAAUGCCCCAGGGGCAGGAGAAUGUCCCAGGGGCAGGAGGGUGUCCCAGGGACAGGAGGGUGUCCCAGGGACAGGAGAACGUCCCAGGGCAGAACGCUGGGACGGGAGAAUGUCCCAGGGACAGGAGAACACCCCAGGGACAGGAGGGUGUCCCCAGGGACAGGAGGGUGUCCCAGGGACAGGAGAACGCCCCAGGGACAGGAGAACACCCCAGGGACAGGAGGAUGUCCCCUGGCUCAGGGGACAGGAGAACGCCCCAGGGACAGGAGGGUGUCCCAGGGACAGGAGGAUGUCCCCUGGCUCAGGGGACAGGAAAAUGUGCCAGGGACAGGAGAGUGUCCCCAGGGAUAGGAGAACCGGCAUAAAAGCGCAGCGGCCGCGGCUCCCGCAGGCCCCGUCCCGGCGCUCCCACCGACGGCUCCGUGCUGGGUAA